AUGAUCAUCAUGUCCAUUGUGACAUUGUCCUCCCUACCUGCCAUGCCAUAUAUCAUAUGCAUGCCAAUUUGCAAAUUUGCAUAUGCCAUCCAUCCCAUCCCCCUCACAUACUUCACAUGGCCAGGUGCUGCUGCUUUCUCCAUCUCUAUAGCAUUUGCAUCCAAAUGUCCCAUGCCCUGCACUGCCUCUGCUGUACGUGGUCCCUGA
Molecule: messenger RNA, 207 nt
Organism: Prunus armeniaca (apricot)
Lineage: Eukaryota; Viridiplantae; Streptophyta; Magnoliopsida; Rosales; Rosaceae
Source: the annotation of a GenBank genome assembly